GGAGACCUGGAAGCAGCUCUGACGAUUUGCACUCACCACCCUGAGGGAUUUUGGGAUGGGGAAGAGGAGCAUUGAUGAGCGAAUCCAGGAGGAAGCUCACUUUCUGGUGGAGAGGAUCAGGAACACACAUGAGAAACCCUUCAACCCUGGCAGAUUCCUGACGCAUGCUGUCUCCAACAUCAUCUGCUCCAUUGUCUUUGGGGAUAGGUUUGACUAUGAGGACAAGAAAUUUUUAACUUUAAUUAAUUUGCUAGAUGAAAACAGGAAGUACCAGAACGCUAUACAAACACGGCUAUACAAUUUCUUCCCAACUCUCAUGGAGUUUUUACCUGGACCUCAUAAAAAAAUGCUAAGAAAUAUUGAAGAAGUUGAUAAAUUUAUUUUAGAAAUCAUAGCACAACACCAGGAAACCCGGGAUCCUACUUGUCCUCGAGAUUUCAUUGAUGCUUUUCUUAACAAAAUGGACCAGGAGAAAGGGAAUGGUCACUCAGUAUUCACCCUUGAGAGCCUGAGCAGAACCACACUCGACUUAUUCCUUGCAGGAACAGGGACCACCAGCAUCACCCUGAGAUAUGGACUUCUGAUUCUCCAGAAAUACCCAGAGAUACAAGAGAAAGUUCAGAAGGAGAUUGAUGGUGUGAUUGGCCGAGACCGAAGGCCCUGCAUGGCAGAUCGGAGCCAGAUGGCUUACACAGAUGCUGUGAUCCAUGAAAUCCAGAGAUUUAUUGAUUUCAUUCCACUUAAUGUCCCACAUACCCUGAUCAAAGACACCAAGUUCAGAAACUAUUUUAUUCCAAAGGACACAAUGAUACUUCCUAUGCUGGGUCCCAUCCUACAUGAUAGCAAAGAAUUUCCAAAUCCAGAAAAAUUUGACCCAGGACAUUUCCUGAAUGCAAAUGGUACAUUUAAAAAGAGUGACUUCUUCAUGCCCUUCUCUGCAGGAAAGCGCAUCUGUGCAGGAGAAGGUCUGGCCCGGAUGGAGCUGUUCAUAUUUUUAACAUCCAUCCUGCAGAACUUUACUUUGAAAACUGUUGUGCAUCACAAGGACAUUGACAUUACCCCAUUAAUCUCCGCUAUAACUAAUGCACCCAGACCCUAUGACGUCUCUUUUGUUCCACGCUAA
Messenger RNA from Strigops habroptila (Kakapo), 1123 nucleotides. Its product is annotated as cytochrome P450 2H1-like. Gene Ontology annotation, biological process: xenobiotic metabolic process. The coding region runs from base 56 to 1123 and encodes 355 amino acids. The transcript is spliced from 7 exons. The record is from RefSeq and is a predicted model, not a curated record. Gene Ontology annotation, molecular function: iron ion binding; oxidoreductase activity, acting on paired donors, with incorporation or reduction of molecular oxygen, reduced flavin or flavoprotein as one donor, and incorporation of one atom of oxygen; heme binding. Gene Ontology annotation, cellular component: intracellular membrane-bounded organelle; cytoplasm. NCBI's taxonomy places the organism in Eukaryota, Metazoa, Chordata, Aves, Psittaciformes, Psittacidae.